Molecule: messenger RNA, 3421 nt
Organism: Durio zibethinus
Lineage: Eukaryota; Viridiplantae; Streptophyta; Magnoliopsida; Malvales; Malvaceae
Product: protein transport protein SEC23 A-like
Biological process (GO): COPII-coated vesicle cargo loading; intracellular protein transport; endoplasmic reticulum to Golgi vesicle-mediated transport
Cellular component (GO): COPII vesicle coat; endoplasmic reticulum exit site
Molecular function (GO): GTPase activator activity; zinc ion binding
Source: RefSeq, a predicted model, not a curated record
CUAGAUUAAUUCCGGGGUUUUUUUUUUUUUUUAAUUUUGGAUUUUGGAAGAAGGGAUUGUAUUGAAGCUUGAAUUGAGGUGAAGAUAAAGAGCUAAGUGAUCAAGUUCCUUCUUCUUCUUCUUCUAUUUUUUUUUUUUAUCCUGGAUGGUGAAUUGUGUUGAAAUCAUUGGGGGUUCUUGAAUCUUGAUUGAAUUCUUGCUUUUGCGGCGGAUAUCUUGAAUUGGGUUUCCUUCAAAGUCCAAUUUUGUUCUUUGUUUGUUUUAUGGGAUUUUAAGGUUUUCUUUCGGCUUUUGCUGGUGAACACUGCAUUGAAGUUCUCUGCAAAAGCUUAAAGCCGUUAUUCUCUGUCAAGGUCUGAAAUUUGGUUGCGUUACUUGUUUUAGCCCCCGUAUUUCACUGUUCUUGAUAUUCAAUCAAGGAAAGCUUUCAAUUGCAAUGGCUACUCGGCCACAAGCUUCUCCCGGAUACUCUAGGACUAUGACUCCUCAGAUGGGUUAUCCUUCGCCUAAUCCUGAUAAAAGUUCAAUUGCUCCUGCUCCUUCCACAAUCUCACCUGGAGCACCUAGAUUUCCUCCGCCAAAUUUACAACAUGAUCAGAUCGCUUCCCCUUCAAUAAAAAAUCCUACUAUGCUAUCACCGGCAAAUGGGGUCAAAACUGGAAGCCCUAUUCCCCAUCUGAGCACUCCCCCUGGCCCUCCUGUAUUUACAUCACCAGUCCGGCCUGCUGCUGUGCCUUUCCGAACCUCUCCUGCGACUCCUCAGCCAGUUGCUUUCUCAUCUGGGUCAUCCUUGCCCACAUCUUCACCUCUCCAAUUUUCAAAUGGGUCAGUUGAGCUGCAACAGCAACUUCCCAGUGCUAUAGAGGAAUCUGUGCCCGAUGGAGAGUCACCAUGCGUUUUAUUCUCAGCUCAUAAGGUGUUGAAACACAAGAAACAAGCCAACAUACCUAGUUUAGGUUUUGGGGUAUUGGUUUCUCCUGGGAGGGAGACGUCAGCAGGUCCUCAAGUGAUACAACGUGAUCCUCAUCGAUGCCAUAAUUGUGGAGCUUAUUCAAAUCUUUACGCCAACAUACUAAUUGGCUCAGGCCAAUGGCAAUGUGUAAUCUGCCGGAAUCUAAAUGGAAGUGAAGGUGAAUACAUUGCAUCAAGCAAGGAAGAGCUCCAUAGUUUUCCUGAGCUAGCAUCACCUUUGGUUGAUUUCAUUCAAACAGGGAAUAAAAGAUCAAGUUUUGUUCCAGUUACUGAUUUGAGAACAUCUGCACCGGUUGUUCUUGUCAUUGAUGAAUGUUUAGAUGAGCCACACCUUCAGCAUUUGCAGAGCUCACUGCAUGCAUUUGUCGAUUCAGUGCCACCAACAAUAAGAAUUGGGAUAAUUUUGUAUGGUCGCACGGUAUCAGUCUAUGACUUUUCAGAGGAAUCCAUAGCAUCCGCUGAUGUGAUUCCAGGUGGCACUUCACCAACUCAGGAGACCUUGAAAGCAUUGAUUUAUGGAACUGGUAUAUACUUGUCGCCAAUGCAUGCUUCAAAAGAGGUGACACACCUAAUAUUCUCUUCAUUGAGGCCAUACAAGUUGAAUGUUCCAGAAGCAUCAAGAGAUAGGUGCUUGGGUACUGCGGUUGAGGUUGCUCUGGCUAUUAUUCAAGGACCAUCUGCUGAUAUGUCUCGAGGUGUAGUUAAAAGGCCAGGUGGUAAUAGCAGAAUCAUUGUGUGUGCUGGUGGACCGAAUACUUAUGGCCCUGGAUCUGUCCCUCAUUCUUAUACUCACCCUAAUUAUCCUUAUAAGGAAAAGACAGCAUUGAAAUGGAUGGAGCAUCUUGGUCGCAAGGCUCAUCAACAUAACAUAGUCGUUGACAUUCUCUGUGCUGGAACUUGCCCUGUAAGGGUUCCUGUACUGCAGCCUCUUGCAAAAGCUUCAGGGGGUGUGUUGGUUCUUCAUGAUGACUUUGGUGAAGCCUUUGGUGUGAACUUACAAAGGGCAUCUGCAAGGGCCGCUGGUUCCCAGGGUUUGUUGGAGAUUCGCUGUUCUGAUGAUAUUCUUGUUACUCAGGUUGUGGGUGCUGGUGAAGAGGCACAUAUAGACACCCAUGAAACCAUUAAAAAUGAUAUUUCUCUAUGUAUUCAAAUGCUUAGUGUUGAGGAAACACAAUGCUUCUCAAUUUCGAUGGAGAAUACACAUGACAUCAAAAGUGAUUACGUAUUUUUCCAAUUUGCUAUUCAAUAUUCAAAUGUUUAUCAAGCUGAUAUAGCUAGAGUGAUUACUAUCAGAUUGCCAACUGUGGAUAGUGUUUCAGCUUAUCUUCAAAGUGUUCAAGAUGAGGUGGCUGCAGUCCUAAUUGCCAAGAGGAGUCUCUUGCAAGCAAAAAGUAAUUCUGAUGCAAUUGAUAUGCUGACAACAAUUGAUGAAAGAAUUAAAGACAUUGCUUUAAAAUUUGGGUCUCAAGUGCCGAAGUCAAAGCUUUAUCGGUUCCCAAAGGAAAUCUCUUUACUACCAGAGCUUCUAUUCCAUCUUAGGAGGGGCCCACUGUUAGGAAAUAUAGUUGGUCAUGAGGAUGAGAGGUCUGUACUGCGGAAUUUGUUUUUGAAUGCAUCCUUUGAUCUUUCACUUCGCAUGGUUGCCCCGCGCUGUCUGAUGCACCGGGAAGGAGGCGCUUUUGAAGAGUUGCCUGCUUAUGAUCUUGCCAUGCAGUCUGAUACAGCUGUUGUUCUAGACCAUGGUACGGAUGUCUUCAUUUGGUUGGGUGCUGAACUUGCAGCCGAUGAAGGAAGAAGUGCAGCAGCUUUGGCUGCUUGUAGAACAUUGGCAGAAGAGCUCACAGAGUUACGAUUUCCAGCGCCUCGGAUUCUUGCAUUCAAGGAGGGGAGCUCUCAGGCUAGAUAUUUUGUUUCUCGGCUGAUACCAGCACACAAGGAUCCUCCUUACGAGCAGGAAGCAAGAUUUCCACAGCUUCGAACCCUGACAAUAGAACAGCGGACAAAAUUGAAAAGCAGUUUUAUUCACUUUGAUGAUCCCAGCUUCUGUGAAUGGAUUCGGAGUUUGAACGUAAUGCCCCCAGAACCAAUCUAAGAGAUGUGUUACCUUUUUUUGCGGUUAAAAUUCCCACAAAGUUGCAUCCAACCAUCAUUUAUUGGAACCUUUCUUCUUCUUCUUCUUCUUCUUCUUCUUCUUCUUCUUCUCCCUGUGUAACUCAUUCAUCUUUUCUUUUUAUCAUUUUUUUUUCUUUUCUAUAAAAAUUUCCCUCUCUUUUAAACUUCAAAGCAACAGCUAUUCUUCGUAGUAAUUCCUAAGUUUAACAUUGUUGUCUCUUUCUUGGCUGAAAAUGCUUUGCUAGAGUCACUGCAGCAUGUUUACUUUGGAGAAGAGUUCAAUUCAAGGAAAUCUGAUUUUGUAGCUUUUGCCUUGGCUUUGUGAGCCAGGAGAUAA